Molecule: messenger RNA, 2024 nt
Organism: Cylicocyclus nassatus
Lineage: Eukaryota; Metazoa; Nematoda; Chromadorea; Rhabditida; Strongylidae
Source: the annotation of a GenBank genome assembly
UAAAAACACUUAUUUAGAUGGUGAAUGCACCACACGCAUCUUCGGGUUCUACACUUAGUGCUCAGAAGAAACGUCAGGAUGAAAAGAAUCUUCGGGCCUUACGGGAACUUGCAUCAUUGCCAGCAAAUCGUUUCUGUUUUGAAUGUGGACAGCGCGGACCGACUUAUGUAAACGUCACACAUGGAUCAUUUUGUUGUACCAGCUGCUCUGGUAUUUUACGUGGUCUGAAUCCACCGCAUCGGGUCAAAUCAAUUUCCAUGGCUAACUUCACAAACGAGGAAAUUGAGCGAGUUCGUAGCCUUGGAAACGAAGAGAAUUCACAUACAUGGCUUGGUUUAUAUUCCGGCAAUCCACCAAAAAUGACAAACAAAGAUGAAAUUACUGCAUUUCUCAUCAAGAAAUACGAAAAGAAAGAAUGGUUUGUUUCCCGAAGUGAACUUGAAGAACAAGAACGACUCCUCAAUCAAGCAAAAGAGGUGGCUAGCCAGUCUGGCGCCAGUAUGAAGAGUGGCGGUAGUGCCUCAUCGAAGCCGCCUGAAUUGGAUCUGUUCGCCACCGACCCAUUCGCAGCUUUUGGGCCUCCUAUAACACGUCCAUCAGCUGUUCAGCAGCUUACUGAAACGCCGCCGAUACAAGCUACUAGCUCGAUUCCUGCCCAACCUUUCUCGCCUCCUGCGUUUACCGCUCCACCUCCUCCUUUACCAUCCAAAUCUCCCGCUUCGAGCAGCAGUUUUCCUCAGGUCUCGAAUCCGUUUGACUCCGCAGCGCCGAAGAAUGUCGUUUCCGCUGUGGACCCUUUUGCCGAUUUUGAUGCUAAAUUUAGCGAACUCGCACUAAAGAAUUCAUCAACUGUUGGCACUUUUGGAUCGCCUCUGCCGCCCCAACCACUUCCGAAAUCAGCUACUGUAAAUUCUGCAUUGCAUACGCAGCUUCCCGCUUCCGCCCAACCGACGAAUCCGUUCAAAAAUGAGAUGCCACCUAUGGCGCAACCGCUCAACACUCAACCGAAAUCGGAUCCUGUUCCAAUUUGCAGUACUUCAAACGACGCUGACAAAUACAGUGCAUUAGCGGAAUUAGAUCAGAUGUUCCAUCACGGGAGCAAUCCUAGUCUUCCUAGCGGAGAUAAACCAGCGUGGUUACCCAGCGGUUUCUCUACUGGACUUCCUCCUUCUCAUCACACACCCGCCUUCGACUCACAGCCAAAGAUUGCUUCUAACCCGUACGGCUCCAUCCCUAAAAGUAACACAUUUGGAGCAAUAGCUGAAGUUGGAGCAACCCCCAUCCCUCCAAACCCCGUGUCAUUUGACAAUAUACAACAACAGGCGUUUUCGAAUUCAUUUGCAAACCUGGCACCGAAUCCAUUUCUUGUGCAGUCUUUCGGAAGCACCACUGCACCCCCUGGAAACUUCAUGGCUACGAACGCGCCGCGAUAUCCUCAAGCACCAAACCCAUGGAACAACCCCUUCUCGCCUGGAGUAGCUAAGCCAUACUACGGUGCGGAUCCCAUGCGAAGUGUAAGCGAAACGCCUCACCAGCAAAGCAAUCAGAAUUGGAAUCCUUUUGUGUAAAUAAUCUAGCUGUACAGAAAUAUAUUGAAUUUGCAAACGCAUGAUCGUAUCCUGUUGAAAAUGUAAGCUGCUUAAGUGGUGGAAAGUCUUUUUUGAGUUUCAGUUUCACCUGCAUUUAUUGUUUGUCGAGACAAACACUUUUUAUUCCGUAUCAUCAUUUAUUUUACUGUUUCAACUCCUCGCUCGUCUCACAUAACGACAUAUGGGUCACUGAAAAUCUUCCGCGUACGUAAGUCGCUCAAACUGCAACAGAUCUGUUUAUUUAAUCCGAAAGGUUGUGUAUUAUUGAUGUCUCUUUUUGAACAGAUCAUAAUGUUGCUGAUUGUCAUAUGCGCUAAUGCUUACAUUCUAGUCAACUCACAUGUAUUUUUAUUUGAUACGUAGAUUGUUUUCUCUCGAAUCCGCUUUCAAAACUGAGACGCGCGGUCAGAGCAACACCGGAACCGUUGAGCGACA